AUGCCGUCGGAAAAAACCCUUGGUGACUUCCUUUCCGAAAAAACGAUCGAUCAUCCGCAUAACGGAGAUAAUUAUUUGACCUUGCAGUGCCUUAGGCAUCUACUUACGAAACCCAAGGUGGAGGAAAACCUUGACAAGUAUCGUGAACAAUCGUCUAGGAGGAACUACACGCCAAACAAUCCGAAUGGUCACUACGUUCAACUCAUCUGCCCAAAUUCGCAAGCGGCCGAGGACAAGACCUAUAUCCGACUAUUUGCUGCACUCGCUACUGCUGAAAUAGGGUGGCUCAUAUUCCAGUUUAUGGAUAAUGGAAUCUCUGACCAGGACUUGCCAAUGGCUCCCCCCAAAGAUAGUUCAUCAACGCGACUGGACAAUGCCUUUCCUCAAAAUAUAAGACGGAUGAAUAUGGAUAGCUUCAGGAUUUGGAAAUGGAAAAUGAACGUUCCAAUUUUGACCUGGCGUCGGCAUAUGGUGUUCGAUCAGAGCGUCAUAUUACCCUUCAUUGAACGCACCAGAUCGGACCCAAGAACCCAAACUCACACCAAAGAUGUGGGAGGUCAUGGCGAAGUCUCCUAUUUGAAGAUACACAAGCAUGGUCAUGACUUUCCUGAGAUUCCACAGGUAACGAGCCCAGAGGGUCCGUUUGCACUGAAGAGAAUCUCGCGAGGGGGCUACGGUACUACUGAGGGUAGGCGUAAUAGAGAGGCGAAUAUGCUCGAGAGAUUUUCUCCCGAUGUACAUGCUCAUAUUUUAACUGUCCUGGCGACUUACGAACAUGGAGAUAGUCACUAUAUCAUAUUUCCAUGGGCAAAAUGCGAUCUCGAUAAGUACCUCAAAGAGAACAAUAACCGAAGCAAAGACCUGGCUGAAAAACUCGAGAAAGUCCGCUGGGUUGCUGAACAGUGUCUCAAAAUCACGGAUGCUGUCCACUCGAUACAUAUUCCAAGGCAGAACAAUGAGCAGCAGGAAGAGCAGCUGUUUGGCCGCCAUGGUGACAUAAAGGCUGAAAACAUAUUGGCUUUUGGAUCUGAGGGCCAGCGUCCUAUGCUAGUUCUUUCGGAUUUUGGACUCGCCUCCGUACACCACGACUGGAGUAAGUCCAACGUCCCAAACCAGGAUCUCCCGGUAAAUCCAGAUGUCAGACCACCCGAGUGCGAUAUGAGGGGUGGCACAAUAACUAGGGCUUUUGAUAUCUGGACGCUUGGAUGUCUCUUUCUCGAUCUACUCAGUUGGCUUCUUAUGGGGGAAAAUUCAAGGGAACAGUUCAAAGGAAAACGAAAAACGCGUUGGUUUGGUGGGUAUACUACGUCUAUCUACUUUGAAAUUGUGAAGCAUUCAGAAACCGGAAAGAUUGGAUUCAUUGUGAAGCCAGUGGUAACUGAGUGGUUUGCGACAAUGCAUUCCCAUCCCCGCUGCACCCAGUUCCUGCAUGAUUUCCUAGAUCUCAUCGAACAGGAGAUGCUAAUAGUUGGGACUGAGUCGAAAAAAAGGAUGAAAACCAACGGGUUACUUGAGAAACUAAAUGAAUUGUAUGUGAAGUGUACGAGAAAUGAAGAUUACUGCACGAAUGGAGUACCUCAACAGCAUAGGCGGACAGACACUGAACUUCUCAUCGCUGAAGCGCAACUGAACGAUAACAUCUUAGAUUUACUCCAACAACCUAGUGCUCACCUUCGAACGGUUUCCGGCCGUAUGGAGCGGGCCGAACAGACUAGGGAACGGUACGAUACUAUAACGAUCCAAAUGCCUAGCAGAAGUCGGACUGUGUGGUAA
Molecule: messenger RNA, 1773 nt
Organism: Daldinia loculata
Lineage: Eukaryota; Fungi; Ascomycota; Sordariomycetes; Xylariales; Hypoxylaceae
Product: kinase-like domain-containing protein
Exons: 3
Coding region: 1-1773 (590 amino acids)
Biological process (GO): peptidyl-threonine phosphorylation; peptidyl-serine phosphorylation
Molecular function (GO): ATP binding; protein serine/threonine kinase activity
Source: RefSeq, a predicted model, not a curated record